This is a messenger RNA of Raphanus sativus (radish), 1199 nucleotides long. Its product is annotated as probable carboxylesterase 120. The record is from RefSeq and is a predicted model, not a curated record. NCBI's taxonomy places the organism in Eukaryota, Viridiplantae, Streptophyta, Magnoliopsida, Brassicales, Brassicaceae. The transcript has a single exon. The coding region runs from base 154 to 1125 and encodes 323 amino acids. Gene Ontology annotation, molecular function: hydrolase activity.
UCUAAUAAAAUACAAGACGUGCAUUCAUGAUGAAAUUAAAUAUAUUCAUAUGUACCUUCAACUUUUUCUCUAAUUACAAACUUUAUUUUCUACCCAAAUUUAGCAUUAUAUAAACACAAGAGUGAUUAGUUCAGAGUCAGACAUAAUCCAAUAAUGUCCGAACCAACUCCAAUCACUGAUCCUUACGCUUAUCUCAACAUCGUAAAGAACCCGGAUGGCUCCAUCACUCGCGACCUCACCAAAUUCCCGUGCACCCCCGCCACACCCGAUCCUUCCCCGUUAAACCCCGUCGUAUCCAAAGACGUCACCGUCAACAAGUCAAAGUCCACGUGGAUGCGUCUCUACGCUCCCAACGACGCCGUUCCCUCCCAAAAACUCCCGCUCAUAAUCUACUACCACGGCGGCGGUUUCGUCCUCUGCAGCGCCGACCUCCAAGUCUUCCACGCCUUCUGCUCCGACAUGUCCCGCGACCUCAACGCGAUCGUCGCGUCGCCUUCGUACCGCCUAGCUCCCGAGCACAGGCUCCCGGCGGCGUACGACGACGGCUUGGAGGCGCUGGAGUGGAUCAGAAACUCCGGCGACGAGUGGAUCGGAUCCCGCGCCGAUCUCUCCAACGCCUUCCUCAUGGGGACGAGCGCCGGCGGGAACCUGGCGUACAACGUCGGGAUCAGAUCCGUCUCCGCCGGAUCGGAUCUGAGUCCGUUGCGGAUCCGCGGGAUGAUUCUGCACCAUCCGUUCUUCGGCGGAGAGGAGAGAAGCGGAUCUGAGAUGAGGCUCGCGAGCGAUCAGGUCUGUCCGCCGAUCGUCUCAGACGUGUUCUGGGAUCUGUGUUUACCCGUAGGCGUUGAUCGGGAUCAUGAGUAUUCGAAUCCGACGGCGGGGGGUGGAUCGGGGGGUUUGGAGAAGAUCGGAGGGUUGAGAUGGAAGGUGAUGGUUGUUGGAGGAGAGGAGGAUCCGAUGGUGGAUCGGCAGAGAGAUGUGGCGAAGUUGAUGAGGAGGAAGGGAGUGGAGGUUGUGGAGGUGUUUAACGACGGCGAUUUUCACGGUGCGGAGAUCGGAGAUCCGUCUAAGCGUAAACCUUUAUUUGUUUCCAUCGGAAAAAUCAUUUCUUCCUCUCCACUGUAAUUUUUUAAAAACAAAAAAAAUUAUAAAAUAAAGUUAUACUGGAAGCUUAAGGCCCAAUAUAUAAGGCUUCUUUU